Messenger RNA from Hypanus sabinus (Atlantic stingray), 2469 nucleotides. RefSeq names its product cathepsin O (gene ctso). Gene Ontology annotation, cellular component: lysosome. Gene Ontology annotation, molecular function: cysteine-type endopeptidase activity. Lineage: Eukaryota; Metazoa; Chordata; Chondrichthyes; Myliobatiformes; Dasyatidae. The coding region runs from base 152 to 1204 and encodes 350 amino acids. The record is from RefSeq and is a predicted model, not a curated record. The transcript is spliced from 8 exons.
GAUGCGGCUUUAACGCUUAGUUGUGUAGCUCGGGCUCCCCAAGGGGAAUGGGUAAAGUGAAAGCGAAAACAGCGGAUCAGCUGACAGCCCGGACUUGGAGCGGAAGCAGCCGGGGGCCACUCUAAUACUCGGGUUUCUCCCGUCUUGCAGAAUGUCUGGAGCGAUCCUGCUCUUGUGUCUUUCCGGCGUGCAGCUCCUUCAGCCCGGGUGCUGCAGUGACCAGCAGCCGGAACUCGAAAGCCGAAACGCCACCGCCGCUCCCGAGAAGCUUUUUCUACAGUUUGUUACCAAGUACGGCCGGAGCUAUGCGCUGGGGAGCCCCCGGUUCCUUCAAACAUACCGAGUGUUCCAGGAGAACAUUCAGAGACAUUACAGCUUGAACCUUAUUUCUUCAAACUUGUCGAGUGGAAGCAAUUCUGCUAUCUAUGGAAUUAACCAGUUUUCUGAUAUAUCACCUGAAGUGUUCAGAGCAAAAUAUUUGGGUUCGAAACCAAUGCCGCUUCCAAAAUUCAUGUCAUUACUAAAGGACAGCAAGAAACCAGCAUUACCAGCAAAGUUCGACUGGCGAGACAAGAACGUUGUUACCUCUGUGCGAAAUCAAAGAUCAUGUGGAGGAUGCUGGGCUUUCAGUGUGGUGGAGAGUAUUGAAUCUGCUCUCGCGAUUAAAAGUGGAAAACUAAAGACUCUGAGUGCACAAGAAGUUAUAGAUUGUUCUUACAAAGAUGCUGGCUGCAAUGGUGGAUCACCAGUCAGUGCCCUGAAGUGGCUAAACCAGAGUAAAGCACGGUUGGUGGAAGAGUCUGUUUAUCCCUUCACUGCAAAGACUGGAAUAUGCCAUUACUUUCCAAAGUCCACAUUUGGUGUUUCAAUCAGGAACUAUAGGGCAUACAGCUUCAGAUACAAUGAGGAGGAACUGAUGCAGAAGCUAUUGGAAUGGGGACCUUUGGUGGCAGUUGUAGAUGCAGUCAGUUGGCAGGAUUAUCUGGGUGGCAUUAUACAGCACCAUUGCUCUCAUGAAGAACCAAAUCAUGCAGUAGUUAUCACUGGUUAUGACAAAACGGGUGAUAUUCCUUACUGGAUAAUAAGAAAUUCAUGGGGAACCAGCUGGGGAAUUAAUGGCUACGUAUAUGUCAAAAUGGGAAAAAAUGUUUGUGUUUGCCCCCUGAUGAGAACCAGUCAUAAUUUCCUGCAGCCUCAAAAGUAAUGAAGUUGAGAAGCAUCCACCCUUUCAUUGCUGAGGCUGGUGAGUCUUCAUGUCACUACACCCAUGAACAAAAGACUUGCAUUUAAUGUAUAUCUCCAGCAAAGUAUGUCCCAGUUAUUUAGUCCCACAGAAAGAGGCCAAAAGAAAAGUGGAUAGCUUGUAUGAUGAGUGAUGAUGUUUCUAGUAAGAUGGCGACACUUCUGGUAGGAUGGCGACAUGUACAAAUGCAGCAGCGUGUCGGGAGCCUAUCAAAGGUGUUCUUUCCUUUGUAAAAUGAGAUUUUUUUCCGAUCCAUAGACAAGUCCACUCAAAGAAUUUUGGGUACUGCAGGGCUAUUCCUAGUAGGCCUCCGUUAGUCUCGAUAGACCAUGGAUUUGCACCUUUGGAAAAUUUCCAGGGCACAAGCCUGGGCAAGGCAGUUACCAAAGCUGCAAGUCUUCCCUUUCCACACCACCGAUGUUGUCCAAGGGAAGGGUACUCCAUCAGUGAACUGCUUGUUGAUCACAGUAGCUGGACUGGUAUAGGCCAGCGUGUCAGAGAAGAGCCCGGCCAGGAUGUUGAAGGAGUCAGUUUGGGUUCGGAGGAGCCGAUCUGGCUUCGGACCAUGUUGCUGCCUCCUACUCAAAGGCAUCAGGGUUAGUGCGUGAAGGCAGCAUGCAGUAUAAACAUAGGGAUUGUCUUGGAUAUUUCACUUGUAAUCACAAAAUUCUGUAGGACAGUGAUAAUGUAAGUUGUAGUAGGCCGGUUACCCUUAUCUGGUGGAGCGACAGGCGACAUGGGAGCUGUGUAGCCUGGAUUGUAGCAAGGACUAGGCCUCAAGUCUCAGGCUUGCCUGCUGUUGCAGACCAGUCGAGAAGAUGUGCGGAAGUGUUACAGCAUGGUGCCCGUGCCUCUCCCGUUGGUGCUACCCCCAUGUGUUCAAGUGGUGGAAUGACAGGCUGGUUUGCAUGUGUCUGCACACUCAUGGGAGACUAACAUCAAUUGCCAGACAUCGUUGCUCAGGUUCUUGUCCAGAUAUAUGUUUUUUCUUGAGGGCAUAUGUUUCUUUGCUCGCUAUUUUGAAUGUCGCUUGUUCUUUUGAAUGUUUUCCACCUUGGCUCCAGAGGAAUGCUGUUCCAUUCAGCUGAAUGUAUGGUUGAAUGAUAAUUAAACUUGAUUUGGUUUUGAUUUGAUUUGAAACCCUCAUAGUCACUUUCUGCUGCUAGAACUUCACUAAAGUCACACAAUUGUGAUUUGGACACAGGAGUGCCAAUACCAAACAAAGG